AUGGCAUCCCUACCAAAACCCCACAGUACAACAUUUAUGAGAAAAGAAGCAGUAAGCCUAUGGAAAAGAAUAGUAGAAAGGAAAAUCAUCAGUCAAAAACUGCUUCCCAUAGAUAAGCUAGACAAUCCAGAACAGAUCCAAGAAAUACUGAUCACAAACCAACUCCUGGAAACAGUGACCAAUAUUGAACCUUAUGAUGAACAAGUUAUACAGGAGUUCUACUGCAAUAUGACAAAAACCAUCUCCACACCUAGCAGUCCUCUGUAUGGAAAGGUAUAUGUAAGGGGCAAUUUCUAUGACUUCACACCAGACAUCAUCAACAGAUACCUUGGAACAUCUGAGAUUGAACAAGAGACUGAACUAAACAGUGAACAAGUAGCCAAGGAACUCACAGCAGGAAAUGUUAGCUUUGAAAAGAACAAAAUCAAAGCAGCCUCUCUGACCAGCAAGUAUGCAAUCCUACAGAAGAUAGCCCUUGCAAACUGGAUGCCCUCACUCCAUGAAUCCACAGUGAAAUGGACCUUAGCAGAACUGUUAUACAAGAUAGGAAAAGGAGUGAAAAUCAACAUGGGUUCCAUCAUUCAUACACAAGUCACAAAUUUAGCAGAAAAUACCAAAUCCAACAAUUCCCUAGUCUUUCCAAAUCUCAUUUCUUCAAUCCUGGCAAAACAGGGCCUCAAGACUCAAGGACCCAUGACCACUGUCAAGAACUUCAACACAACUGUUAACCUAAGAAAGGGAAACCACCAAAAUGAUCUUAAAUCCACAGCCCCAAAGAAUAACCCACUUGAUUCAAAGACACUGAUCACUUACUUUGAAGGCAGACUGACAGAAUUAGAAGCCUCAGAAAAACAUCUUCUAAGAAAACACAUGAUCAUCAAGGAAGAAAGAGCUGAAAUAAUAGAAUGGCUGGCAGUACUAAAGGAAGAAAUUGAAGAAAACCAAAAGCAAGGAACAGGAGAAGAUAUCCAAGAACACUCUCAAGAAACAGAAAAUGAAGAUAAUCAAGAUCAAAACCAAGGAUCAGAAGAAGACAACCAAGAAAGAGAUGCUGAAACACCUGUUUCAACACCAGAACCAGACAACUAG
This is a messenger RNA of Ipomoea nil (Japanese morning glory), 1089 nucleotides long. RefSeq lists its product as uncharacterized. The coding region runs from base 1 to 1089 and encodes 362 amino acids. Lineage: Eukaryota; Viridiplantae; Streptophyta; Magnoliopsida; Solanales; Convolvulaceae. The record is from RefSeq and is a predicted model, not a curated record. The transcript has a single exon.